Patiria miniata (bat star) is the source of this 1418-nucleotide messenger RNA. Its product is annotated as transmembrane protein 234-like. Lineage: Eukaryota; Metazoa; Echinodermata; Asteroidea; Valvatida; Asterinidae. The record is from RefSeq and is a predicted model, not a curated record. The transcript has 4 exons. The coding region runs from base 303 to 692 and encodes 129 amino acids.
CAACAUUUACUUAAAAAUAGAUGAAGAUACCUCAUACAAUUCUAGCCAUGUAACACAUUUUGUUGAAAAAUACUGGACGGAUUAAAUUGCCAUUUUGAUAAAUUGUUUAUGCCAAUCAUGAAUUAGAGGUAUGCGCAUGCAGACACGUUUCUCGGUCUUCAUUCAUACCGCCCUCAUGAGUCUGUACGUCGUUAGUGCAGCAUGUGCAGUAUUUUGUCAUGUUUGUUCCGGCCCCGGCGUGUUCACAUUUUCUCGCUUUAUUUAGGCACGCAAAUAAAAAGUUUCUUUUUGGUUGAUUUUUCAUGAACAUAAUGUGGGAAGCUGUGUCGCUAAUCGCCGUGGCACUCCUCUGGGGUGCAACAAAUCCACUGAUGAAGAAAGGAGGGGAGGGCAUCCAACGAGUGCACAGGGGCAACAGGAUUGCACAGUUCGGGGCCGAGCUGAAAUUCUUGGUGUUCAAUUGGAAGUACAUCCUGCCAUUUCUUGUGAAUCAGAGUGGAUCGGUUCUUUUCUACCUGACACUAGCUUCAGCAGAGCUGUCACUGGCGGUACCCAUCACCAACGCCCUCACAUUCAUAUUCACUACACUGAUGGGAAGGGUGCUGGGUGAAGAUAUCGGUGGAAAAGAAACCUACUUCGGGAUGGCACUGGUGGUGGUUGGAGUCACGCUUUGUGUUUGGGAUAAGACCUGAAACCAAGGACCUGAAGGACAUUGGCAUGCUAGGAGGCCACCAACUGAACAACUUUGAACACACAAAUGAAUACAAGAACUGGUUCUAAAACAGUACAACAACUCGAUCCUUCCCAUUUGAAUAGAUCACUAUGCGCUGCCAUCAUUCGGCAAACUAAAUUUAUGCACCGAGGAUGAACUCCUUCUAAAGAAACUUUUGGAAAAGCGAAUUGGACAAGAGGCACUAGUAGAAAAAACAAAGUCUGGCUUGAGUACACAGAAGACUGAAUCUGUGGAUCAUGCCUUUGGGCCUGGGAUGACCAACCCUAAAGGAUCACUCACCUUUUCCAAGAACGCUGCAGCAGGCACGCCAACUCAAUCCAGAAAUGCCAAAAAGCUGGGAGUCCCAUAACCGGUGGCUCAUCGGCAGCUAGUGCUCUUGCUGAAAUGGACACAAAAUAUCGUACAAAACGUGCAAAAUCACAGAAAUAUAGGAAACGACAAGCACAAUGUCGUGGCAAUUAAUUCCAUGCGUACUAUACUGCACAGGCCAUGUAUAAGCCAGGACAUUUGAAUCCCAGGCCAAAUAAUGAAUUCCACCCAAAAGACAAUCACCCAUCCAGACUCUCGCCCGUCUUAAACAGAGUGUUAUAAUACCUCCCGAACACACAUUUAUUCCCUUAAUAACACACAAAGUCAUGUUCCAGAUUUUACAAAACGACUGAACAUAAUUAUCAUGUGAUAUAAU